Tetrahymena thermophila SB210 is the source of this 2082-nucleotide messenger RNA. RefSeq lists its product as hypothetical. Lineage: Eukaryota; Ciliophora; Oligohymenophorea; Hymenostomatida; Tetrahymenidae. The record is from RefSeq and is a predicted model, not a curated record. The transcript has a single exon.
AUGAAUAACAACGUUUAGAUCAAAGGAGUCUUAUACUAGUCUAAGUCUGCUAAAAAAAUGAAUACUUCAAUUACUCCUCGAAAUAGGGAUCCAUCAAAUGGUGGAGGUGGUCUUUCACCAGUACAUAACAGAAGUAUUUCAAAUAUGCAAAGCAAUUUAAGUAUUUAAAAUGAUAGCAGUAAAUGGGUUUAGAGUUCUUAAUAGUUAAAUUUAAACCAUUAGCAAUCACUUCCUAUACAAAGCAGUUAGAAUCAACAGUUAGGAUUAACUUCAUCGAAUUCCCUCAAUUAGGAAUACAAUUAGGGUUCAUAAUCUGGAAACUAAGCUUAAUACUUUUAACAGUAGCAACAACCAAGUGCGAGACAACAUAUAAACUAGACCCAGUAUAUAAAUAGCAUUCUGAAUCGCUCACGUUCACCUCUAAAUAAAUAGCAAUCAAAUUAAUAAUAAUAAGGUGUAUCGCCUAUUUCCAAAUCAGCAAAUAAAUAUAAUAUGAGUUAAAUUAGUCAAUUAAUAACUCCAUCCAAAUCAAAUCGCUUAAAUACUGAGCAAUCUACAUCUUCAACAUAAGGCAAUAACUUAACCAUUCAAUAAAACUCCAACCCAAGAUAUCAAUAAGCAAAAUCACCAAGGACAAUAAAUCAUAGUCUUAAUCCCAACAAUUUAUCAGCAACGAUGUCCUCAGCUUAUGGCUUAAAUAACAAUAACAACAGCAGUAAUAACAGCAUUUCUAUUUACAAUAUGGUAUUGAAUGAUGAAAUUAAUAAUAACAAGUAAUUUUAUUAGAAUCAAUAAACUUUAAGAAAAGCAAAUUAACAAUCUCAUAGCUAUCAUAAUCUUUAAUAGUUCUUAUAGACUAAUAACAGUGGUAGCUAUAACGCAAAUCAAAAUGGUGCUACCAAUGCAGCAAGCAUUACCAACUCUUCAAUGAUUAACAUUACAAAUAAUGGAUCGAACAAUUUAAUAAACAAUAACUCUUUUAACAAUUAAAAUUUAAAUAAUUCUUCUUUACUAAUUUAAUAGCAGUAAAACUAGGAAGUACGUUAAUCAUCUUCUUUGAUUAGGCCUCCUUAUCAAGGACCUGGGGAUUUCUCUAACAAGAACAAUGUAUAGACAAUUCCUAUUUCUAUGAUACAAAAUAGCAGUAGGUAAGAUAAUAACACAACUAGAAUGCAAAAUUAAAACAGAAUGAUUGUAGGUUCAGCAGCUUCAGCUAAAUAAUCAAGUAUUAAUAGUAAUAACAAUAGCUCAGUUCAAAAGACUAAUUACACAAUGUAUAGCAACUGCACUAACUGUGUUGAAUUGGAGAAAGAACUCGAAUUACUUAGAAGUAUUGUUAAGAACUGUUCAAAAUGCUAACACAGCUACUUGAGUAACGGAAGCAUAAAUUUACAUAAUAACCAAAAUAAUAACCAGAACAACGAUUUAGACUAGGACGAUAAUAACACAAGCAAUUUUAAUGGAAACAAUUAAUACAUGAUUGAAAAAAUAUAAAAUAUGCGUCUUUAAGAAUAAAUUUAAUAGCUUAUGAGACAACUUGACUAAGUCUCUAUUGAAAGAGAUUAGUUAAAGCACAAUCAACAAAAUAUCAGCCAAGAAGUAGUUGAAAAGUUUUAAAAAUACGAAGCCUAGAUUAAAAGUUUGCAAGCUAACUAAUAAAAGAACGAUACUAAAUUAAGUAGCUACAACAUUUUAAAGGAUAAGCUUUAAGAAUUUAUAGAUAAUUGCAGCUAAGCUUAAAAUUCUUCUGGUAAAGUAACCUUUAAUUCUCAAGAACUACUUCAAGAGUGUCUUUUUAUCAAAGACUACAUAAGUUAGUAACAUAAUUAAAUGAGUACAUUAAAUCAGAGGUAGCUAAUUUUAGCUAAGUCACCUUCAUAAAAUAAUAACAACCCUCAGCUAAGUAACAAUGCGUUUUAAGAUAAAAAUAUAGGAGAAUUGGUUAAUCAGCAGCUGCUGCUAGAAGAAAAAGAAAGCAAAUAAAACCAAUAUCAAGCACUACCUUCAGCAAUAAAGGCAUUAGAGUUAGUACACCGAUUGAAAAACAUAUAACAAAUAAAUCCCUUCCUACCAAACUAAUGA